AUGUCGCAAAACCAUCCGAGGCCUCUGGCGCCCGCGACACCGAUGUACCCCGCAAUGAUUUCCGACCCGAACAAGUUUCGAUUACCCACCAAACAGCGACGGAAUAUCACAACAGCAUGCACCGCUUGCCAAAAACAUCGUAUCAAGUGUGAUGACGAUACCCCUUGUGCAGCCUGUUUGACGAGACAAACAGAUUGUAACCGCGAGACAGAAAAGGAUGGCCGCAGGAGGAUGGUGUGGAAGGAAAAGGUCGAAGAAUUGGAAUCGGAUCAAAAACUGCUUUCCCGUUUGAUGGAAGCGAUCCGAAAUGGUCACAAUGGUCAGGUGGAAAACCUUAUUGGUAUAAUCCGAACGAAUACAUCGAAAGAGCAAGUCUCCAGCUAUAUUGCCACGAAUUUCCCUCACGCAGCAGAGGAAGGGUCUCCCUACAAGGCAGCAACAUGGCAGCGGCCGCCACAGUCACCUGCAAGUCCUUUGUUCAGAGCCACAUUAGGAACCGCUAGGCCCUUGUUCAAGGUGCCAGCCAAACCUUGGACGACAGUCACAGAUGAUGACAGGCUCGUGUCGCAUCUCCUAUCACUAUGGUUUACAUGGCGCCAUUGGUGCUAUCCGUUUAUUGACCGCGAUUCCUUUGUCUCGGCCAUGCAAUCUGGACACGAGACUGAUGGAAUAUGCACGGCAGCUUUGGUGAAUAUGAUUCUGGCAGAUGCUUGCUUCGAUUAUGACAUUCUGGACGACGAUCAUGUCCGUCCGUCGGACGAGAAACCCCUACAAGAUCUCUUUUAUGAGGAAGCCAAGAGAUAUGCAGGGACAACAGCACGGAAGAGGUCCUUACCGUCGAUACAGUUCAUGGCGAUCCAAUGGAUGUUGUAA
This is a messenger RNA of Exophiala oligosperma, 873 nucleotides long. RefSeq lists its product as uncharacterized. The transcript has 3 exons. The record is from RefSeq and is a predicted model, not a curated record. Bases 1 to 873 code for a protein of 290 amino acids. Gene Ontology annotation, molecular function: zinc ion binding; DNA-binding transcription factor activity, RNA polymerase II-specific. Gene Ontology annotation, biological process: regulation of DNA-templated transcription. NCBI's taxonomy places the organism in Eukaryota, Fungi, Ascomycota, Eurotiomycetes, Chaetothyriales, Herpotrichiellaceae.